This is a messenger RNA of Labrus bergylta (ballan wrasse), 3754 nucleotides long. NCBI's taxonomy places the organism in Eukaryota, Metazoa, Chordata, Actinopteri, Labriformes, Labridae. The record is from RefSeq and is a predicted model, not a curated record.
AUAAUCCAAAGUGUCAGUACAGAGAGCAACACACAACAGCAGGUCGCGACGUCCCUGUCAACUCCAGGAGGAAACCCGGGAUCUGCAACCAGGAGGAGUCAUCAUUCAAUCAUUGAUCACUGUGCUUUCCAUUUUAUUUUUUUCCCACAAGUGACACUUUGGGACACGCAGAAGAGCAAGGGAAGGAUUUGUGGAGAAUAUUAAAGGCUUUCCUGUUUCCCAAGUCUCCACGCUCACCUGAACAUGGCUUCAACGACCUGCACGAGGUUUACCGAUGAGUACCAGCUGUACGAGGAGCUGGGGAAGGGAGCUUUCUCUGUGGUGAGACGCUGCAUGAAGAUCUCCACGGGGCAGGAAUACGCCGCCAAAAUAAUCAACACCAAGAAGCUGUCUGCCAGAGAUCACCAGAAGCUGGAGCGAGAGGCCCGGAUCUGCCGCCUGCUCAAACAUGCCAAUAUCGUGCGGCUCCACGACAGCAUAUCAGAGGAAGGAUUCCACUAUCUGGUCUUUGACUUAGUGACCGGUGGCGAGCUGUUUGAGGAUAUUGUUGCCAGAGAAUACUACAGUGAAGCCGAUGCCAGUCAUUGCAUUCAGCAGAUCCUAGAGGCCGUGCUCCACUGCCACCAGAUGGGCGUGGUCCACCGCGACCUCAAGCCGGAGAACUUGCUCCUCGCCAGCAAGUUGAAGGGAGCAGCGGUGAAACUGGCAGAUUUCGGCCUGGCUAUUGAAGUUCAGGGGGAUCAGCAGGCAUGGUUUGGUUUCGCCGGCACACCAGGAUACCUGUCCCCAGAGGUGCUGAGGAAAGAUCCCUACGGCAAGCCGGUGGACAUGUGGGCCUGUGGUGUGAUCCUCUACAUCCUCCUGGUGGGAUAUCCUCCGUUCUGGGACGAGGACCAGCACAGACUGUACCAGCAGAUUAAAGCUGGAGCUUAUGAUGUGAUUCCGUCUCCUGAGUGGGACACUGACCCAGAGGCCAAAGACCUGAUCAACAAGAUGCUGACCAUCAACCCCGCCAAGAGAGUGACUGCGACGGACGCUCUCAACCCCUGGAUCUGCCAACGCUCACUUGUGGCGUCCAUGACCAGGCAGGAGACUGUGGAGUGCCUGAAAUUCAACGCUCGGAGGAAACUAAAGGGUGCUAUCCUGACCACAAUGCUCGCCACUCGCAACUUCUCAGCCAAGAGUUUGCUCAACAAGAAAGCAGAUGGUGUCAAAGAGCCUCAAACCACUGUAAUCCACAACCCAGCUGAUGGAAACAAGGAGUCCAGUGAGAGUGCCAACACCACAAUCGAAGACGAGGACGUGAGAGCUCGUAAGCAGGAGAUCAUUAAAGUCACCGAGCAGCUGAUCGAGGCCAUCAACAACGGAGACUUUGAGGCCUACACGAAGAUAUGUGACCCCGGCCUCACGUCCUUUGAGCCCGAGGCGUUGGGCAACCUGGUCGAGGGAACCGACUUCCACCGCUUCUACUUUGACAACGCUCUUGCCAAAGGGAAAUUGCCAAUCCACACCAUCCUGCUCAAUCCCCACGUGCACCUGAUCGGGGACGAGGCCGCCUGCAUCGCCUACAUCCGCCUCACCCAGUACAUCGACAGAGACGGCAUGCCUCGCACCAUGCAGUCAGAGGAGACCCGCAUCUGGCAUCGCCGGGACAGCAAGUGGCAGAACAUCCACUUCCACCGCUCCGGCUCGCCCACUGUGCCCACCAAGUAAGUUGAGAUGAUGAGUUUUGAAGACAAACACCCUCCAGCCUACAGCAGCCAGCUGAACACACCCCGCCCACCAAGUGUCCGACAGACCCUUCAGCCAAUCCCUGCCCAUGAUAGCUAGAGCUCCGCCCACUCAGUGUGUUGUUUACAUAUUGUCACUGCUGGACUGAAGAUUAUUGUACAUGUUUGAGAGAAAAAAAAAACGUAAACAAGGGAGUAAAGUCUUGACAAUAUCAUUUUAUAGUGCGAGUGUUCAUUAAGAGAAAAUAUUGGCAGCAUGUUUUUUAGAUCAGUAACUUUUAAAUAGAAGUGGUUUCCUGAGGAGCCAGUUCAUUUUUAAUCUAGCUGGUGAAAUAUGUGAAACUUCAGUCAUCAUGUAGUGGCAGUUUUCAUUUAAAUAUUGCACAUGUUGAAGACUAAUGAGCUGUUGUGAUGUUUGUUUAUUUUUGGACCGGUAUAUCACAUAUCUGCUUUUUACUGAAGUAUCUUUUCAGAAUGGCGAUCUAUUAAAGCUCAGGCGUAGGCUUGCUUUUGUUCUGGUGAUGUAUAGAUUUUGGUAAUCGAUUGUAAAUCGCUCUCUUAAGUAGUAACCGUAUGAACAUGAGUUUGCUAAUUCUACAAAUGUGUUAUUUCUGGUGUGACCUAUCGGCAACCGAAUAUGUUUACUAGGAAAUUUAAACUACAUGUUUAAAAGGGAAACAUACUUUAUUUGUUUGGACGUCCAUUAUCUCUUUUGAUAGAAUGUAAACUUUAGAGAUUCGUACAAGUCUUUAAGGCAUUUGACCGUAUUUACAUGGCAGCCAUUUUCUCUGGCAUCAUGCUAAGUGUCGGAAGCUAACUUGCUUGUGUAGUGUUGUACUUCUGUAUUCAAAGUAUUUAGAUGUAAAAAAAAACAAUGAUAAAUAACAAUUAAUACUUUGGGAUUAAUGAGAAUUAAAACGACAAUUGAUUGGGAUCUGUAGGAAAUCGGCCGUAUAUCCUCAGAAAAUAACAUGUUUGAUACGGUGAGCUACUGUUAGACUGCUGCUAAAAUUAGCAAUAUGCAACUUACUAGCUAGAACAACCAUUCAACUGAAAAUGAAGGGUUUUUUUAGGUAUCAUAACAAUAAAGGACUGAACUUUGUUUAAAAUAAAUAAAUCUGAUAAAACGUUUUAGCUACCAUUAGUUAACAGUUACAGAAGGCAUCAAGCAACUUUGUCUAUCACAUUUACCCCUUUUCUAUUUUUCAUCUCCAAAUGAUCGAAGUAUUACAUCGUAACAGAAUUUCAGCUUCCCACCCUGAGCUUGAUGUUAGAGGGAAAAUGGCUACCAUGUGAACACGGUUAAUCUUGCAAUUCCUUCCAUUCAAAUCAUAUUUAUACAGUAAGGAGUUAAUUUUGUGAAUUUUAUCACUUGUUCUAUUUUCAUGUUUACUUUUUAUAUCGUGAUACUGAUGCUUGUCCCUCGACAUAUAAUUAAUGCUUUCCUUGACGCCCAUUUUUGGUGAAACAUUCCUUUAUUCUAUGUUCGACUGGCGUGAACCAACAUUUAACAGCAUUAAGCUUAAAAUCACAAUGUUUAACAAGGAACAAAGCUUUAGUAGUAGAAUGAUGUUGAAACUGACAGUAAAGCCAAAUUAUGCUUUGAAAUAAUUAUACAAUUCAGUGCUGGAAAGAAGUUUCACAAAUUAACAUUUUGGGACAGGUAAUUGGGUAUUUAACUUUUAUAAAAUCAGAAUGUUACAUUAUUGUUUUAUUUAGGUGUCACUGUUAAAUUUAAUGGUUUGGGGAUUGUUUGCAUCACUUAAAAGAUCAUACUUUAAACACUUCACAUUUGGAUGUUUUGAAAGUUUGCAAAAAGAUUAAACAGAUUGGAUGUUUAAGUUUAUAAGUUAAUCAGCCACAAGGUGUAUUGAGGAGCUGUUGUUUUUUUGUUUUUUUUACAUGCAACCAAUUGUCCAUGUUGACCAACAGAUGGGACGCUGGUAUAAGUUGUUACCGUGAUGGGACAAGCCUGAUGUAUGUUUAAGAACUAUCAAAUAAAAUGUGUGAUUUAUGCCAAAUAA